UUUACUCAAAUACACAAAUAUUAAGAAAAACUACUUUUUAUCAAAAUCAUCACUAAAUUAUAAUAUAAAAUUAGUUUAUUUAAUUAUAAAUAAAAACUAAAAAAAUCCAAUUGGUUACACAGUUUUUAAUAAAGUUAAAAUUACAUAGAUUUGUGCAAACUUCAUCUAUUAUGAAACAACAAAACUUCUCUAAAACAUCAAGUAUAUUGAAACGGAGGGAGUAUAUCAUAUAGAUAUUCACAUGAUGAAAAACACAAAUCAAGAAACUCCAGUUAUGUCUUCUUCCACUUUCGUCUUCCUUUUCCUUUUAUCCUUUCUCACUAGCUUCAGAGCCUGUGCUCAAAAUCCUACUUACGUAUACCGUAUCUGUCCUAAUACCACAACUUUCUCAAGAAACAGCACUUACUUGGCCAAUCUCAGAACCCUUUUGUCUUCUCUCUCUUCUCCCAACGCUUCCUACGCCACCGGAUUCCAGAACGCCACCGUCGGGCAACCUCCCGACAGAGUCACCGGACUUUACCUCUGCCGCGGAGAUGUCACGCCGGAAGUUUGCCGUAGAUGCGUCGCCUUUGCCGUCAACGAAACCUUUACUCAGUGUCCGAACGCGAGAGAGGUGACGCUCUAUUACGAAGAGUGUAUGCUCAGAUACUCUAACGGGAAUAUACUCUCGACCCUGAACGCCAAUGGAGAAUUUAGCAUGGAAAACACCCAGAGUAUUACAUCGAACCUAGUUCGGUUCACAGAAUUGGUCUUGUCCACGAUGAACCAAGCAGCCACCGUGGCAUCCAACAGUUCUCGGAAGUUCGAUACUGUAAAUGCUUUCACUGAUUUUCAGACUUUGCACGGACUGGUUCAGUGCACUCCUGAUCUGACGAACCAAGACUGUUUGGACUGUCUAAGCCGGAUCAUCAAUCAGUUGCCCACUGACAGAAUCGGGGGAAGAGUUAUGGUGCCGAGCUGUUUUUCGAGGUUCGAGCUUUACCUGUUUUACAAUGAAGCCGCCGCCGAUCGAACACCUCAACCUCAGCUCAAUUCAGCUCCUCCUCCACCACCGCCAAUUUCAAUUCCUUCACCACGGCCGGGAGAAAGCGGAAACUCCACUGUCAUAGUCAUCGCUGUUGUUGUUCCAACCACUGUUAUUUUUCUGCUUCUCGUAGCUGUUUUAAUUUUUCGGGCAAAGAGAAAAACGACAGCUUAUGAAACUGAACCACUAGCUGAUGGCGACGAUAUCGCAACUGCAGGCUCACUUCAGUUUGAUUUUAAAGCAAUCGAGGCAGCAACCGAUAAGUUUUCCCAAGAAAACAAACUCGGCCAAGGUGGUUUUGGCCAAGUCUAUAAGGAUAGAAACAAGAUGGGAGAUUCAGUACCUCUAAAACUAGCACUGCCAGAGCUGAAGUAUCCUAUUGGUUCACAGCCAAAAGAAAAGUCAGCAAUCAACCAAUACUCUGGUUCAGAUUAUAUCUCUAUUGUCAAAAGCAUCCUAAAACCAGAUGAGAUGAUAAGAGUCCGAGGAUCAUUUCUGGGACCUGUAAUGAAGCUCAGUGAGAGAGGAUUGAAGUUAUCAGCAAAGAUAGUCUACGCCAUUCUCACUAGAAGCAUCGUUUCUGUCAAGGAGAAUGAAGCCUGGUUCCAUUUCGGUGCGCAGCCAAUGAGGUUCUCUAUAAGAGAAUUUCAUAUGAUGACAGGCUUGAAAUGUAGUGGUGCAUUAGAAGGACCACGAAGGGAAACCGAGAGAUUUAAUUGGGAAUUGCUAAAGGGGCGUAGUCAUAAGUUAAGUGACGUGGUGGACCAGCUCAGAAACACAAGAGAAGAUGCUUCUGAGGAGAGAAUAUGCCUCGCAAUGCUCAUCCUGGUAGAGAGCAUAUUAUUGCGGAAGAGCAAAGGAGGGAGUUUUCCUUUGGAAUAUGCGAAAAAUGCACAGGAUAUGACAUAUCCAUGGGGAAAAGAGGCUUACAUUGUGCUCCUGAAGUCAAUUCAAAACGCUGUCGCGAAUCAUUUGGAGAAUAAAUCCAAAUUUGAGUUGCAAGGUUAUCCUCUAGUAUUCCUUCUUUGGAUACUAGAGUCGAUUCCUUUGCUAAGGAAUAAGUUCAGUAAGUGUGUACCAACAGUUGAGGUUCCUGGGCCGACUUACUUGUGUGAAAAAUACACUGAGAUAGAGAAUCCAUCACUUGAUAGGGUUUUACAGGUUGAAGCUGAUACAAAGCUGAAGGUCCAUUGCAUACUACCUUCUAUUCCUCAUGAUCCAGAAGAUGAUAUCUCCAUUGAAGACAAAUAUAGUGACGAGUUGGAAACAGUGAAAGAUGUAACAAAGAAAGGGUACAAGAUUACAGCCGAUGACUGGGAAAAUAGGUGUGUAGACACAUUUGACACAUUGGAUGCUCUUAUUCAAAUGAUGGCAAAUAAGGAGACUGGCCAAGCUUCUACUCCGAUUGAUGAGGAUUCAGUAAAUGAAAAAGUGAACAGGAUCAUCACGGUAAUGGAGGAGAAUCUGAAGAGCAUGAAGGAUCGAAUGUCAUUACUGGAAGAAGAAAACAUACAUCUUAGAGCUCGUGUGUCAGAGUUGGAAGGAAACAGCAAUGUUUUUCCCACUAACGUGACACAAAAGCGAUCCAGUGGGACACCUUUAUCUCCAAUGUCUCACACGCAACCAUCCAGUGGGACACCUUUAUCUCCAAUGUCUCACACGCAACCAUCGAGUGAGACACCUUUAUCUCCAAUGUCUCAACAGCCUAAUUUGACACAUGAGGAGACAAUGAUUGAAUCAGCUGCAUCUCCAAAGUCUCAACAAAAUGAGGAUUACACGCAAUCAUCGAGUGAGACGCCUUUAUCUCCAAUGUCUCAACAGCCUAAUUUGACAAAUGAGGACACAAUGAAUGAAUCAGAUGAUGAAACUCCUGCCCUUGAUACUCAAGUAUUCUCUCCUAAUCUGACAAAAGAGAAAGAAACAGAAACGUCUACCGGUGAGAGGCCAUCCAAUCCUAAUCAAGAUGGAAAACCAGAUGAUGAGAUUGUGAGAGAGAAAUUAACAAGUGAGUCACCUGCUAGUCAGAGUCAAGUUUUGCAGAAAGAAACAGUAGAAAUGAAUGAGACACCUUCUUCUCCAAUAGCUCCAAAGAGUAUUGAAACUCCCGUUUAUACUCCAAGUCAGACUCAGCAGAUUGAGAGAGAGCCAUCGGAUGACACGCCUGCCCUUGAUACUCAAGUUUUUACUCCUAAUCUGACAAAAGAGAGGGAAACACAAACCUCUACUGAUGAAACGCCACCCAAAACUAAUCAAGGAGAAGGAAAACCAGAUGAUGAGAUUGUGAUUGAGUCACCUGCUGCUCAGACUCAAGUUUUGCAAAAAGAAACACUGGAAAUGAAUGAGACACCUUCUUCUCCAAUAUCUCCAAAGAGUAUUGAGGCUCAAGUUUUUACUCCAAUUCAGAAACAGCAGACGGUAACAGAGGAAACGUAUGAGGCUACACAGCCAUUGACUGAGAUCAUUUCAGCAAACAAUAAAAAGGAGGAUACACAUGCUGUGCAUUACAGACCUUCCUCUCCAUUGUCUUCACUAAUUGCACUAGUUAUUGAAGAAAAUAAGAAUGCUUUGAGUGAGACAGAAACUGCGACCCAAUAUUUUUCUACAAGUGAAGGAGAGCAUUCACAAUCAAGCAGAAAGAAUCAAGCGGAAGAAUAUCUCAAGGAUACUACAGAACCUACUACUGAGCUAGUUUCCACAGAUGUUUCGAAGACACAGCCUCUUACUCCGCAAACACAGCACCUUCAGACAAGUGAGGGAGAUCAAUCCGAUGAGACACCAUCAGAGCAGAAUCAAGCAGAAGAAAAUCUCAAGGAUACUACAGAACCUACUACUGAGCUAGUUUCCACAUAUGUUUCGAAGAUGCCGCCUAUUACUCAGCAAACAGAGCAUCUUCAGACAAGUGCUAUAGAUUUUUCAGAAAAAAACGAGGUUGAAGUAAGCAGGCUUCUAGCUCACUUUCAAAUAGGCGCAGAGGUUGAAAUUUUGUCUACUGAUGACGAAAUAUGGUAUCCAGGAAAGGUUGUUGAUCUUAAACUGUGUGAAGGACUAGAGGAGCUGACAGUUGAGUACACGACACUCUUCACAGACCAACAUAGACUUCAGAAACUUCAGGAUACUAUCACGGCUGACAAAAUACGUCCUGCAACACCAACUAGUGACCAAAAAUCCUUUGAGAUGAUGGAUAAGGUAGAAGCCUUCUACAACAAUGGCUGGAGCAGCGGACAAAUUAGCAUGGUACUUGGUGAUAACACAUACUCGGUGUGUCUCUAUACUUCUAUGGAAACUAUUCUAUUCAAACAUUCAGAUUUGCGAAUUCAUAGAGAAUGGAAAGAUGGAGUCUGGAAGAUGGCAGAUAAGGUGAAGCCUGAUAAGAAAAGGAAAGCUGCUGCCUCAUCACAAAAUUCAGGAAUGGAUAAUGUUUUCCUAAGAAGGAGCGAGAGGGUGCCUAAACGAUCUAGAGACACAAAAACUCCAUUCAAGUCUGACAGAAAUCCGGCUUUAACUGUAAUACCUGAGAUUAUACCUGCAGUUGAUCCGUUUUCAACUCCUGCGGAACAUAAGCUUUCAAGGCUUCAAAAUUGGAUGACAUUAAAGCCCGGCAUGCAUGAAACGUCCCUAUCAAUCAAUGAUAAUAAGAUAAGGAAAUCUUUCUUUCAAAGCAUGGAAAAUGCAAAAAAGGACCUUAAGAAAGAGCACAUUGAUGGAGCCUUUGCAAUGCUAAAUUGCAGAAGAAAUGAGAAUGCUGCUUGGUUCCACAACUACAAGAUUCCAAAGGCGUGCUUCCUACCUAUGGAGUUCUUGCAUUGCUUGCUCUCUGAUGAUUUGGCUUACAAGAAAGAAAAGGUCAAAGGUAAAAAGAUUUUCAACGAUUUAUUUAAAGAUACUGUGAGAGGGAAGGUAUAUCCAGAGAAGACAUGGGGAGAAGAUGUUGAUGUUGUGUAUGGGAUUACUCUUGGAAAAAAAAGCAAUGUCUGGAUUGGGAUGGAAAUUCAUUUGAAGAAGAAAAGAAUCACAGUAUAUGAUUGUUUUCAAAAGGAAAGCAACAGCAUUGAUAUUCCUCAAGUGAAAAAGUUGGCAGUGUUGAUUUCUAAUCUGCUGGUGGAAUCUUCUGGUGAUGAGGUAGAUAAGGUGAAGAUGAUUCCAUUUGAGAUUGAGCAGGCACAAGGUUUACCCAAGACAAAACAUCCUUUCAACUGUGGGAUAUUUCUUGUCAAGAUUCUGGAGUGCCAGUCAUUGAAGAUAGGAGACAUGACAAAGAUUAAUGAUGACAAUGCAUUGGAGCUAAGGAGAACCUUGUCUUGUGAGAUCUUCAACCAAUUUGUGGAUGAGAGCUUUGGGAAAUGAGAAUGAUGCAUGAAAACAUUUUUUGUUUUAGUUAAGACUCGGUUUUAGUUAUGACUGUUUAUUUUGUUAUGUUGUUGGCGUCUGGUUACAUAAGAAAGAUUGGAAGGAUAUCAAGUAUUUUAUUUGGGUAUCAUAUAUCUUGGAAGGUUAAAAUAUUGUUUCUGGAUGGGUUUCCAGAAAAAAAGUUAAGUGUUUCAAAUGUAAAAAAGAAUGAAAUGAGAUUAUAUACUAAGGAUUGGACAUGUA
This is a messenger RNA of Brassica napus (rape), 5614 nucleotides long. Its product is annotated as putative cysteine-rich receptor-like protein kinase 20. The record is from RefSeq and is a predicted model, not a curated record. Gene Ontology annotation, molecular function: protein kinase activity; ATP binding; cysteine-type peptidase activity. Lineage: Eukaryota; Viridiplantae; Streptophyta; Magnoliopsida; Brassicales; Brassicaceae. Bases 242 to 5368 code for a protein of 1708 amino acids. The transcript has 22 exons. Gene Ontology annotation, biological process: proteolysis; protein phosphorylation.